AUGAAAAAAGCCAAAGCCACAGCAACACCAAGUUACGUGCCAAGCUACCCGGAAAUUGACGCGACACCAAAACAGGCGCAAAUUGACCUUGAUGGGUUAAAACGUGAGAUUGCCGAAUUUGCGAAACUCGCGGCCGAGCAAUCCGCCUCACAGGUCGAGACCAAGGUCAAAUUUUCGCAAGACGAGAUGAAGGAAGAAGUCGAUCGAGUGGUUGAACUUGUUCGAGUUUUUAUCAGUCAAUCUGAGGCUGAACGCGCGACCCUGACUGCCGAACUGGAGCGACUUCAAAAAUACACCAACUACUUUGCCGAACGAAUCGAUAAAAUCUCGGACGAAGUGUCCGUAGUUGACCAGGUAAUGUUUCUUAUUUGA
Molecule: messenger RNA, 372 nt
Organism: Oikopleura dioica
Lineage: Eukaryota; Metazoa; Chordata; Appendicularia; Copelata; Oikopleuridae
Source: the annotation of a GenBank genome assembly